CAUGGGGCGCACGGAGCUGCACCCCGUGGAGCUGAAGCCCUUCCCCGAGUACCGGAAGCUGAGCAGCCUGGGGGGGUCGAGCCCCAUCAGUGGGCAGAGCCUGCGUUGGCCCCUUCAGCUCCCGCCUCCGGGCCCCAGGAUCCAGCUACGCAGGGGGCAGCCGCAGCCAGCGCCCAGAUGGGGGCCCGCUGGUCUCCCCAUCGGACGUUCUCUGCUGGACCCCCAGGCCCUGGGAGCGCCACCCCCUAGCCCGUGAGGGGCCCCCCACCCACCGGCCCCCCAGCCAGAGUGACAAGCAGGAUCCUGGCCUCAGCCAUCAGCGCUAGCCUGGCCUGCCACCAGACUGGGCCAGGGGGUGGCCCCUGUUCCCCCCUCCCUCUCAAUGAGUGGGGAGGGGCUGAUCCCUUCCCUCUCUUAAUUUCUGGGGGGGGUGUCACUGUGGAGCUGCCCCACUGAAUGUAACUGGAGUUGGGUUUGUUUUUGAUUCACAUGAAUUAAUGGGGGGUCCCCUGCCCAGCUGCGUGUAAAUAUGUGUAGGGCAGGGGCCUCUCUCCCCUCCCCCCGCUGGGGGGGCAGCAGGUUUGUUACAAAAUAAACUGAAAAACUGUUUAAAAAAAUGAA
Molecule: messenger RNA, 621 nt
Organism: Gopherus evgoodei (Goodes thornscrub tortoise)
Lineage: Eukaryota; Metazoa; Chordata; Testudines; Testudinidae
Product: protein PRRC2A-like
Exons: 4
Coding region: 2-256 (84 amino acids)
Source: RefSeq, a predicted model, not a curated record